This is a messenger RNA of Pochonia chlamydosporia 170, 1605 nucleotides long. Its product is annotated as ceramide glucosyltransferase. Bases 1 to 1605 code for a protein of 534 amino acids. Lineage: Eukaryota; Fungi; Ascomycota; Sordariomycetes; Hypocreales; Clavicipitaceae. Gene Ontology annotation, cellular component: membrane. Gene Ontology annotation, biological process: glucosylceramide biosynthetic process. Gene Ontology annotation, molecular function: ceramide glucosyltransferase activity. The transcript is spliced from 2 exons. The record is from RefSeq and is a predicted model, not a curated record.
AUGGGAUUCAUCGUCGAGAUUGUUGCCUUGAUUUGUCUCAUCUGGGCCAUCACAGUUGUGGUCGUCCAGGGAAUUGGUAUUGCUGCAAUCUUUCGAUACUUUUCCAAGGUAGCACCAAAGCCCAUCUCCCCGAAGCUCGGGGAAGAUGCUCCCUCCGUCACAAUAAUCCGCCCUGUCAAGGGACUCGAACCUCGACUCUACGAAUGCAUCGCAUCCACCUUCCAGCAAGAUUACCCUUCGAACAAACUAUCCAUCCGUCUAUGUGUAGAGGAUGAGACCGACCCCGCCUACCCAGUGCUACAAAAGCUGGUUGAGGACUUUCCAUCCUUUGACGCCAAGGUGCUAGUCGAAUCUCGCGAUCCUAUAUUACACGGCACCAACGGCCACGUCAACAACCUGGGGCCGAAUCCCAAGAUCCGCAACAUCAGUAGGGCGUAUCGCGAGGCCCGGGGAGAAAUUAUAUGGAUAAUUGACUGCAAUGUCUGGGUCGCAAGUGGCGUCUUGGGACGCAUGGUGGACAAACUCAUGGGAUAUGGACCGAACGGCGCCUCGACAAAGCCAUACAAAUUUGUUCACCAGAUGCCACUUGUCGUAGAUGUUAUGGACUACAAUCGUCCCGGGACAGAAGACAGCCAGGUUCUGCUAUCAUCAGUGUCAGAAACUGGGGUUUCUCCUGGUAUUUCUAGAGAACCUGAGGGCCUUUUUGCACGCAUUCUCCGCCACGGAGGUGGUCGGCUGGACGAAAUGUUUAUGGCAACCACGCAUGUCAAGUUCUAUGGGGCCAUCAACACUGUUAGUAUUGCCCCCUGUAUUGUAGGGAAGAGCAACAUGUUUCGAAAAGCCCACCUCGACCAAGUGACGACACCCUCGCGCAACCCUAUACUGCCAAAAGGCGAGAACAAGCCCUCCGGAAUUGACUACUUUUCACACAACAUCUGCGAGGACCACCUCAUUGGUGACUUGCUCUGGCGAUCGAGCAUUCCCGAGCAUUCAAAUCACGGCAUCGUCUGGGGCGAUCUGGUCAUCCAGCCCAUGGCUGGCAUGUCUAUUACGUCGUACGCUGCACGUCGCGUUCGAUGGCUACGUGCAAGAAAGAAUACCGUUCUGGCGGCCACCUUGGUCGAGCCGGGUGUCGAAUGCUUUCUCUGUUGCGCCUACUUUGCCUUUGGGCUUACCACUCUCCCCUGGUUCCACGACACUUUACAUAUCCCCCAGACAUGGUCAGCCAUGGCAAUGACCUGGUUACUCGCCGCGAUCGCUUGGAUGUGCCUUGACCGUCUGACAUUUGAGCGUCUUCACUCAGGAGCGAGCGUUCAACGCAGCCACGACAGCCCUCGGUUCGUUCGCGGGACAGGGCACGCAGGCGGCAUGCCACGACGAGGGUUUCUAGAGUGGUUCUUGGCAUGGCUCGGACGAGAAACCUUGGCACUGCCGGUCUGGACAUGGGCGGUCUUAUGCGGAUCGACAGUGACAUGGCGAGGCAAGGAAUUUCAGGUCAACAGGGAUGCAUCUGUGGUUGAGAAAGGCGAGAGGACGACUAGGAAAGUCUCUCGGACACCAGAGCUGGAGCGGGGGAGGCAAUCGAGCAAAGACCGGUUAGACUAG